Molecule: messenger RNA, 1347 nt
Organism: Alternaria ethzedia
Lineage: Eukaryota; Fungi; Ascomycota; Dothideomycetes; Pleosporales; Pleosporaceae
Exons: 5
Coding region: 1-1347 (448 amino acids)
Biological process (GO): carbohydrate transport; transmembrane transport
Cellular component (GO): membrane
Molecular function (GO): carbohydrate:proton symporter activity
Source: RefSeq, a predicted model, not a curated record
AUGGCGCCUGUUGGCGCUGCGGCGGCUGCGAGGCAGGCGGAACCGAUAUUGACGCGCAUUGUUGAACAGGACCAGAUACCUUGGUACAGAAAGCGGAAUUUGAGGAGGCUGUAUGCACUCUUGCUGCCGACGUGUAUUGGGAUUGAGAUGACUUCUGGAUUUGAUUCGCAGAUGAUCAACGCAGUGCAAAUCGCGCCAACAUGGCGGCUCUACUUCAAUAACCCACAAGGAGCGCUUCUCGGUAUCAUGUCUUCAGCAUACAAUCUUGGCGCAAUCUGCGCUCUUCCACUGGUGCCGUACGUGAACGAUAGAUUUGGCCGACGUUGGGCAAUCUUCUUAGGCUCUUGGAUCAUGGUCGUAGGAUCUGUGGUACAAGCCUUCUCCAUUAGCGCUGGCAUGUACGUCGGCGCGCGCUUCAUCCUCGGUUUCGGCAUACCCUUCUGCAUCAUCGCAGGUUCAUCACUAAUGGGCGAGCUUGCAUAUCCAAAGGAACGACCCAUCAUGACAUCUCUCUUCAACGCACUCUGGUUCGUAGGCUCGCUCAUAGCAGCAGGCGUCUCAUACGGCACCCAAAGCCUAAAAGACGACUGGGCCUGGCGCAUACCUUCGCUGCUCCAAGCCGGCCCAUCACUACUUCAAAUCGUCUUCAUCUUCAUGAUCCCCGAAUCCCCACGUUUCCUCAUCUCCAAAGACCGCCGCGAAGAAGCCUACGCCACGCUAAUAACGUAUCAUGCCGAAGGCGCCACAACCUCCCCCUUCGCCGCCGCAGAAAUGGCCCAAAUCGAACACACGAUCCGCAUCGAACUCGAACAUUCCAAACGCUCCUGGCGCGAGAUGAUCGCCGUCCCCGGUCUACGCAAGCGCGUCAUCAUAGGCUCUUUCCUCGGACUCUUCACGCAGUGGUCUGGAAACACACUACUCAGCUACUAUCUCAACCAGCUCCUCAACAUGAUCGGGUACGACGACCCUGGCUUCGUAGGCAAAGUGAAUGUUGGGCUCAAUAGCUGGAAUCUGGUCAAUGCCGUGUGUAUCUCGCUAUUGUAUUUUAUGUUCCCCGAAACCUACGGUCGCACACUGGAAGAACUCGCGUUCCUGUUCGAAGACCACGCGCUUGCUGAUGAAGCGACGACGCAUGUCGAGAAGCAGAUGGAGUGGGCUGAGAGGCGGUGGAGCCGGAUUGAUGAACGUAUGAGCUGGGAGAUGGAUGUUGUGGUACCGAGGCAGGCGUAUCAUAGUCAAGGAGAACGAGGCAAUGAUGUAGGAACGCUGGACACAAGAGAAACGGUUCAACGGCAUCAGUAUCGGAGACGCAAUAGUAGUUGGGAGGAUCUCAGGCAGCGGGAGUAG